UAAAACAGUGUAAUAUUAUUACAAUUAAAAUUAACUAUUUUCUAUUUGAAAAAUAUUCUAUUCUAUUUAUUUCUGUGAUGCAGUGCUGAGUUUUCAGCAGUGUCCAUCACAUGAUCCUUCAGAAAUUAUUCUAAUAUGGCUGAUUUGCUACUUAAGAAACGUUUCUUAUUAUUAUCAAUGUUGAAAAUGGUGAUACAUGUUUUGUCUUCAGGAUUUUUGAUUAAUAUAAAGUUCAAAAGAACAGCAUUUAUCUACAAAUGGAAAUUUUUGUAACAUUAUAAAUGUCUUUACUGUCACUUUUGAUCAAUUUAAUGCAUCUUUGCUGAAUGAAAGUAUAAAUUCUUACAGGUACCAAUACUGCUUUCAAACACUUUAAAAUAUGUGUAUUUGUAUUUGUAGAUUAGUUAUCAUCUACCAAACAUGGCUGAUGUGUUGAAGAGUCUUAACCUGCUGGAAACUCUAAAGGAAUCCAUAGAGAAGAACAACAUUUCAGAUAUAAAAGAUGCAUUGGAGGACAUGCUGAUAAGCAGAAUCAACAUUGCAAUCAUUGGGGACAGAAAUACAGAAAAAGCCACUUUCAUCAACUCCCUUCGAGGUCUGAGCCAAGAAGAUGAAGGAGCAGCCCGCUCUCCAUCAUCUGCUGCCCCAGAGGAACUAGCCGUAUUCCCCAACCCCAAGCAUCCUGACUUUCGCCUCUGGGAUCUGCCAUCCAUUUCUAGCGAUACAUCUUUUGAGGCUGAAGAUUAUGUAGAGCGAUUCAAAGUUACGAGAUACAACUCUAUCAUUAUUGCAUUCACAGAGAAACCUAAUGUUAACAGUGUGGCGUUGUGGAGGGAAGUUAGGUCGCUGCAGAAAGAGACAGUUUACUUCGUCUUACUAUCAUCCAUGAAGGAUACAGAGAAAACACUGGAGGCGAAGAAGACGGUAAGCUUAGAGGUGCUCAAGACAGAAGGUGUUCCUCUGCCAAAGGUGUUUCUGGUACAACCUUCAGCUUUGGAGAAACUGGACUUUCUAAAGUUUUUAGAGGUCAUGCGAGGUGACCUUCCAGAGAUCAGAGCACAUGCUCUUCUUCUAGCACUUCCUACAUUCUCCAACUCCCUGGUCACUCAGAAGAAAGAUGCUUUCAAGGCACUGGUGUGGGCUGCCGCCUCAUUAUCAGGAGGCGUUUCUGCCAUUCCCGUACCUUUGGUGGCCUCCAUGGUGGAUGCUACUGUGGGUGUACGGAUUAUAACCAAGGCUCAGAUCUCGCUUUGCUUGGACGACGAGUCUCUUGAGCGUCUGGCGAGGCAGAGGGGUCUCAACCCAGCCAGGCUGAAGGCCCUGCGGACCUGCGCUCUCUCUGUGGAGGUCAGCAAGAGUGAAGUUAAAAGACGACUCGCGGAAGCCGAGAAAGAAACCAGCACUGCAACCACCAGACUUGUGGAACUCGCCAUGCCGAGACACGCCAGAUCCGUCAGCCGAUCUUUCACCGUUAUGCUGCAGGCGCUCAACACUGCUAUUGACGAUAUGGGUGCUGAUGCUGAGAAAGUGGUUGCUAUGGUAACAGGAGAGGGACAGUAGAUUGAGCAGUACUUAACAUAUAAACUUAAAUCAUGAUCUUUACAAUCCAUUUGGACUGAUACCUAAAUGGACUAUAUAGCAUUUAAACUAUCAGCAAUAUAUUCAUUUAAAAAUAAUAACACUCUUCAUUUUCAUUAUUCAGUUGAUUAAUAUCCCUUUAAAAUUAGAUUUCAGUGCAGUUCAUUUUUAAUGGUAUAUCAUAAAUGCUCAUCAGGGAUGCAAAUUCAUGUGCCCCCCCUUUUUUUUUUUUUUUCUUUUUCAGCUUCAAAUGUGGAUUUACAGUCGAUUUUAGCAAGACUUUCUUUUAGGCCACAUUAUUGUUUUUAUGGAACCCAUUCAGUAUGACCAUACAAUAAUAAUAAUAAUAAUAAUAACAAUAAUGAUUAUUAUUAUUAUUAUUACAUAAUUUUAUUUCAUUAUUAAAAUUGA
Messenger RNA from Onychostoma macrolepis, 1989 nucleotides. RefSeq names its product immunity-related GTPase family, q2 (gene irgq2). The record is from RefSeq and is a predicted model, not a curated record. The transcript has a single exon. Gene Ontology annotation, cellular component: membrane. Bases 421 to 1560 code for a protein of 379 amino acids. Gene Ontology annotation, molecular function: GTP binding. Lineage: Eukaryota; Metazoa; Chordata; Actinopteri; Cypriniformes; Cyprinidae.